AUGCAACUGUUAUCACAGAUUCACAGCAGGGAUCUGAACUUUCGAGGUGAUAAAAAUGUGCAUGGCCAUCCAGUACGGAGUACGGAGUACACUGCACAUAGCACACUGGGCACAAAUAUUAUCCACGGGAUGAUCAUCCAUUAUUAUUACGGGUGGAUACGUACGGAGUACUCCGACCUCUACUACUCUGUACUCCAUACCCAGUCGAGAAAAGGAUAUCGUGGACAACUUUCCUCCAGAGGACAGGACGCCACCGUUCCGACUUCAGUCGUGUUUUCUUCUUUCUUCCUUUUUUUCUUUUCUGGCUGCGAGUUAGUUGGUAGACUAGGUCUUGGCGAUUUCAGCCUCACCCAGGCUAAGGCUAUAAGUAGACGGAGUACGGAGCACGGAUUACUCCGUUCUCCGUACGGAGUACUAAGUCAGGUAGGUAAGGUGCCUAACGUAAUGAUGAUGAAACAGGCUACUACUAAUACUUACGAAUUACUAUCUACGGAGUUAAAGUACAGAUUUAUUUACUCUGUAUACGGAGUACUCCGUACUAAUAUGUUCCUGCACAUAAGUAAUAAGUAA
This is a messenger RNA of Rasamsonia emersonii CBS 393.64, 570 nucleotides long. RefSeq lists its product as uncharacterized. Bases 1 to 570 code for a protein of 189 amino acids. The transcript is spliced from 5 exons. The record is from RefSeq and is a predicted model, not a curated record. Lineage: Eukaryota; Fungi; Ascomycota; Eurotiomycetes; Eurotiales; Trichocomaceae.